UGACUAUUCGUGAUGAAGUAAAUAAUAUUGUGUGUAUUUUUGAUUAAGUAAAACUAAAAUUUUCUACGAAUAAUGUAAAUAAAUAAGUGAAAGCAGUAAUGGAACACGAUGCUCGUGUACGGGUUAUUGAUAAAUUAAAUGUUUUAAAAAAAGUCAUAAAUGGAAGUGAAAUUUCGGUGUUACUUCUUCUUCUUGAUUCAGUUGCUUGUGGUUUUACGCAUAGAGGGACAAGACGCGGAGAAAGGAUCCCAAUCUACAGAUGAUAGAAAACCAUUUGAAACUAAAGAUUACGACCAUAAACCGUUGGAUUUCAUUGUCAAUAAUAAAAAUGAUGCAUCAGAUUACUUGCUACCACAAGUAUUUGCCAACCACGAUGAUACAGAGGAAGAAGACGACAUUGAUGAAAACACAUACCUGGACUACUACGAAAAUAAGGACAAUUACAAAGAUUCACCAGACUUAGCUACAGCUAAAAGCGAUGUCAAUCAAGACUUGUUGCCUGUAGAUGAUAAAAUUCCUUUACACUCCGCUAAAGAUAAUUUACCCAUUUUCUUAUUAGAACCAGAAAACACUUAUAUAGUUAAAAAUAAACCCACAACGCUGAAGUGUCGUGCUGCAAACGCUUUGGAAGUGUAUUUCAAAUGCAACGGGGUCAAAACUCACGCUGUGAACUUCGAAUUCGUGGACCCUCAGACCGGAGUGAGGAUAAUCGAGGGUGAAUACAGGGUCACGAGGGAGAGUGUUGAAGAGUACUUCGGCGGAGACAAGUACCAGUGCUCAUGCUUCGCCUGGACUAGCCGAGGACAUAUAAGGAGUCAACCUGCUACUAUUGAGCUUGCGUAUAUCAAGAAGCAUUUCUCCGAAUCGCCUCAAUCACAGCUCGUGAAGCAGUAUGCUGGAGUAACAUUCCGCUGCGACCCGCCGCCAGCGGCCCCCUUCGCGCAACUUUAUUGGUUGAAAAAUGGCUCUCCUGUGGUGGUGGACGACAAUGUACAGAUCACCAAGGAGGGGUACCUUGUCAUCAAGCAGGCCUCUUUGCUGGACAUGGCAAACUAUACAUGUGUCGCUGAAAAUUUAGUUGGAAAACGCAUAUCUGAUCCUGCUCAACUGAAAGUUAUUGUAAACGGUGGCUGGACAACCUGGUCUGGCUGGAGUGACUGCUACUGCAUUGGAAGAGAAGGCAGAGAGAAGCGCGGAGGUAGAAAACGGGAACGAUCUUGCACCGCACCCCCACCACUACAUGGUGGUCAACCAUGCUCAGGCCAAGAGGUGCAGAAGACUAAGGAGUGCAUAGAUUGUGAUUUAGAUCUGUAUGUCGAUGGCCUCGACGGAUUAGCUGACGAGUCCACAGAUAUCUUAUUAGACCGCUGGUCUCAAUGGUCGGAAUGGUCGGAUUGUGACACUGACUGCCUGAAGACUAGGAGACGCCGCUGUCUCAGCAGCAUCAGGAAACCAUGCUCGGGCACCGACUAUCAGGUCGCACAGUGUCCAGUCUGUGUAAGGACUUCUAAAUCCGCUCUCAUCAAUGAUAGUUCAUCGUAUUGGCCGUUACUAAUAGCAUUGUCAAUUGCUUUUCUCAUAUUCGUGGUUGUUGUUAUAUUGGGGAUCAAAUAUAUGAAAUUCAAAAUGACAGAGAAUUCUCCGUAUGUGAAACCACCUACAGGUGCUAAUUAUUUUGGGAGUGUAAUAAAGAGAACUCUGACCAACCAACCAGAUUUGACUAUACACGAAGAAUUCCAUACAGUUGAUUCGAGGCGCGCAAGAAGACAUACUGGAACAUCUACAAAUACUAAAAAUGAACACCUGUACGAAGUACCACAAUUGGCUAACAGCUACAUGUCACCUAUUGACCACGAGGUGAGGCCUUCUCGGAACAGCGAUCGGACCGCUUGCAAAGGCACUCUUGGCUCAGAGCUCUCUGACUCAAGCUGCUUCCUGAGCUCAGGAUCAUCUUACGGCAAUGAGAGUGUAGAAAUGACUCCGUCACUAAGAAACAACACGUCUAUAGAUUCGAAGUAUUUGGACAAUCAAUACGUAGAAACGGCGAUUUCUAAAAUUGUCACAAGCGAGGGUGGAUGGCUCAGUUUGAACAAGUGUGGGAUAAGACUGUUCGUGCCUGAUGGCGUAGUAGACAGUGAAGAGUUGUUCUCCAUAGAGAUUGCGGACGAGGAUUGGAAUAGACCAAAACUGCAAGAAGAUGAAACUCAGCUUAGCCCAGUCAUCAGAUGUCAGCCGAAGAACUUCCACUUCCGAAAGGGGGUUGUCCUCACCUUCCCCCAUUACAGCUCCCUGAAGAACACCAGCUGGCUCCUCUCCAUCUUGCAGAGGACCGACGAGAUCACCACUACAGAAUGGAGAAGGGUCCUAACUCUCGGCCAGGAAACUCCUGGCACUCCAAUCUUCGCACAAAUCGAUCCCUCUAAAGUUUACCUUGUGUGCGAAUUCUUAAGUGAUUUUGUGCUUGUUGGUCGCAGCUUUAGCGGCCUAGACACUAAACUCUUGAAGUCCGCCAUAUUCAUGGCGAAAACAGUUGAAAAUAGCAUUUACAAUUUAAAAGUUUACGUAUUCUGUGAUACACCCUAUGCUUUUUAUAACUGCUUAGAAAACGAGAAGAAGCUAGGCUCUUCGCUCCUGUGUGAACCGAAAGCCGUUUGUUUCCAACAGAAUUGUUCAGAUCUAUGCGUUAACGUCAGAGAAGUAGGCGUGGGAUGGAAAUUACAGGGUGGAAAUUACCAAGAGCUAUCCUAUUCCCAAAUCUGGAAAAUAAACAACAAAUCCGUGCACUGUGUUUUUGCACUGCAACAGACAGAUUCUAUCAAUUGCUUGGAGCUCAAUUUAUGCGUCUAUCAAAAGCAGAAGCAAUCUAAUUCUGUCAGUUUCAACGUUAAGACCAACGAUUUAAAUUCAAAUUUUAGCUGUAGCAAACGUUUUAGCUGUUCUAGUGUAGAGAUGGGAUAUUCCAUCAACAUCGUAGAGAAUCCAUUCAACUACUCGUCUUUGUCAAAGAAGGAGGGUUACGAUGUCAUUUAUAAAAACAGUGCUAUGUACAGAAGUAACUUUAGUACAGACAAUAACUACAGAACUAAUGUACUCACUAAAUCUGAUAGGGUUAUCCUUUGCAAGCUUUUAGAUUCUCAAACGAGUAAAGGCAACGAUUGGAGAUUGUUAGCUGAGAAAUUAAAAAUUUCAUCAUACUAUUAUUAUUUUUCCAACACGUGCUCUCCGACAGAAAACAUAUUAUCUCUGUGGUUGUGUCGCAAUAACGAUGCCAACAUGCUUGUCAAUUUAUCUAGAAUAUUCCGUGAAAUGUCCAGAGUCGAUUGUGCCACUGUUGUUGAGAGGAGAUGCUUUCCCAAUUAAUUCAUUUUAAUUUUCUAUUUAACUGUAACAAGUUAGUUUAAUACCUACUUCAUUUCAAUCACUUUUUAAGUAACAUAAUAUUUUAAUUUCAUUUAUUAAUUAUAUCACAACGAUCAAGAUUUCACAUUUUACUUAGAUAUUAUCUAGUCAUUAAUUUAUAGUGUUUUCUAUAAACUUUGAAGUGCUUAUUAUUCAUAAUAUUGUAAGAAGUAUGUUUUCAAAACAUUAGUUGUAUAUAGAAUUAUUAAUGAAAAAUAUUAUACUGUUUGAUAAGAAAAAAAGAAUAUGUUAAGGUAG
This is a messenger RNA of Chilo suppressalis (striped riceborer), 3657 nucleotides long. The record is from the annotation of a GenBank genome assembly. NCBI's taxonomy places the organism in Eukaryota, Metazoa, Arthropoda, Insecta, Lepidoptera, Crambidae.